CACCCAACGGCGGCCACACGCUCGCGGCUCCUGGCCGUGGCCGAGGCCUUCGCCUCGCCCCGGCUCGUGCGCCCGCGUCCGUCCCCAGCCCAGUUCUUUCUCCAUGGCGACGGCCAUCUCGCUCCGAGGCGCGCCGCCGGCCGCUCCCCGCGCGCGCAACUCCGGCCGGCUCGUCCGAGUCUCUCCCCCGCGUGGAGGGGCGCGCGUCGGCCGUCGCUCCCUGACCCGGUGCGUCUCGGCUGCGGCGGCGGACUCCUCCGGUUUGGCUCCCGUCGCCGGCGCGCCCGCGUGGGACGCGCUCGGCGGCGUCUCCGUCCUCGCCGCGGGCACCGGCGAUGCCGUCCCGCUGACGGACCUGUGGGACCCCACCGAGGGGGUGGCCGUGGUGGCGCUGCUGAGGCAUUUCGGGUGCUUCUGUUGCUGGGAGCUGGCCUCGGUUCUGAAGGACUCCAUGGAGAAGUUCGACGCGGCCGGGGCUAAGCUGAUCGCUAUCGGCGUCGGCACUCCCGACAAAGCUCGCAUCCUCGCCGACCGGCUGCCGUUCCCUGUUGAUUCCUUGUACGCGGACCCCGAUCGCAAGGCUUACAACGUGCUGGGACUGUACCAUGGUUUGGGUCGGACGCUCUUCAGUCCAUCUAGUGCAAAAAUAUACUCGAGGCUCGACUACAUCAAGAAGGCGACGAAGAACUACACGCUGGAAGGCACCCCAAACGACCUGACCGGAGUCCUGCAGCAGGGUGGAAUGUUCGUGUUCAGAGGGAAAGAGCUGCUGUACUCAUGGAAAGACGAAGGCACAGGCGACCAUGCUCCUCUGGACGAUGUGCUCAGCGCCUGCCGCAAUGUUCCAAUCGCUUGAUACUUCCCUUUUAGUCGGCCGGAUGUGCAGCCGGAUACUAGGCCUUAUUGAGGCCUCGUUUGGAUCCAAACUUCAAAAGAUUUAUAAAACCUACCAAAUGUAGUUGGAAAAAAAAAUCGCAUUAUACAAA
Molecule: messenger RNA, 986 nt
Organism: Panicum virgatum (switchgrass)
Lineage: Eukaryota; Viridiplantae; Streptophyta; Magnoliopsida; Poales; Poaceae
Product: prostamide/prostaglandin F synthase-like
Exons: 7
Coding region: 104-856 (250 amino acids)
Molecular function (GO): antioxidant activity
Source: RefSeq, a predicted model, not a curated record